UUGAUGUGAACAUGUAUCUACCAAGAGGCGCCUCUUUACGGCUGCUAGCUCUGCCUCAGUUGGUGGAAUACGUGUCGGUGCAUCUGACGUCAUCACCUAGUGACCAGAUUAUGGAUCAUCUGCGAUCCAUUGGGUUCCACGUAAGGAAUAGCUUUCAAAAUGCUCAAACGAAUGCAGAUUACAGAGAAGACAUUGAACUCUGUCCAAAGAACGAGUCGAAUGUUAGCUACAUGAACAAAGGAAGUGAAAAAAAUGGGCACUUGACUAUGGAAAACACUGAUGAUGUUGGGGAGCUACAUCCACAAGAGGUGACAACAUCUGAUACACCAGUGUCAACCGGUCUAUAUGGUUUAACAACAAGCACAUCAGACGCUGGAAAAACAAGAUGCUUAGCACAGUAGUCCAAAAGCAUUGCCAUGGACAUUGAUUAAAAUGACAUGCCAGUAAACGUGUCUUUGGUUUGAUUCCAUUGUAUAAGUGUAUUUUUGCUUUACUCCUUAAAAAUCGAUUGGAAUCAACCUGAAAUGAUGACUUAUACCUGAUGACUUAUAGUCUGUUGUCUUAUGUAGAAAAAGCAAACUUUUGGGUAGAUUCUUGGCAAUUAUGUUAAAACAACUCUAAAAACACUACUGAUCAAGAAAAAAGUGGGUGCCAGUUUUUUCAUUCACUCCUUGGGCCUCUAUUUUGAAAUUCAAAAUGGCCGCC
Messenger RNA from Anneissia japonica, 705 nucleotides. RefSeq lists its product as uncharacterized. The record is from RefSeq and is a predicted model, not a curated record. Bases 12 to 401 code for a protein of 129 amino acids. NCBI's taxonomy places the organism in Eukaryota, Metazoa, Echinodermata, Crinoidea, Comatulida, Comatulidae. The transcript has 3 exons.